This is a messenger RNA of Colletotrichum fioriniae, 1083 nucleotides long. RefSeq lists its product as uncharacterized. Lineage: Eukaryota; Fungi; Ascomycota; Sordariomycetes; Glomerellales; Glomerellaceae. Gene Ontology annotation, molecular function: FAD binding. The record is from RefSeq and is a predicted model, not a curated record.
AUGGGCACGAAAGAUGCCUGCGAUCCAAUCUACCCCAACGGCACCAGUAUUUUUGGUAAUACUCAAGCAGGAGCCACAGGCUGCUCCCUUGGUGCACUCUCCCCUUACGUGGUGAAUGCUACUGAGGCGGGCCACGUUCAAGCUGCGUUGGAGUUUGCUGAGGAUCAUAACCUGCGUCUGAAUAUCAAGAACACCGGACAUGGUGGCAAGCUGAGUAUAUGGACGCAUCACAUGAAGUCUUUCGUCUUUCACGAAACAUUUCAGCCUACCGGCUGUUCUGUCAACGCCAGCAGACGCGGUGCCCGAAUGGCGGCUACUAUUGGUGCAGGAAUACAAGAUAGAGAGCUCUUCGAGGCACUGGCCGGCCACAAUGCGUUCGGAACUGGCGGAACUAAUAAAGACGUUGGCGUUGUUGGGUGGUCGACAGGCGGAGGGCACGGGUUCAUGACAGGAGCGUAUGGCCAAGGAGCGGACAACAUCAUUGAGGCAUCUAUCGUCACGCCCAACGGGGAUGUCGUCGUGGUCAACGAAUGCCAGCAUGAAGAUCUUUUCUGGGCUAUUCGCGGUGGCGGUGGCGGCACCCUUGGUGUCAUCCUGAACUUGACUCUUCGGGCAUAUCCUUUGCCCGAUGUCACUCUGUUCGGGAUCAACACAGCCGCUAAGAAUAGUACUUCAACCAAAACCUGGUGGGAGCUUGUAGCAAGAUUCCAUACGCUCAUACCAGCCCUCCGAGAUCAAGGACUUCACGGAUAUUGGUCCAUGGGCGCUGCAUCCAGAGCACUGGGUGGCUCAUUCUUCCUGUGGAAUGCCGACAACGCAACAGUCGCUCGAGUCACGGCACCCCUGCAGGAAUUCUUCAAGAACUCGUCUGACUUGAUUGCAUAUACUGCUGCACUCAUCAAAUUGCCUACCUUUUAUGACCUUGUGAAGCAGCUGCCAGCUCUCGGCGACAUGAGCAGGAACAGCGCGACAUCGGCCUCCAGGCUCAUCUCACGAGAUGUCCUGACGCAGAACCAGACAGCUUUUGCGGAGACUUUGGAGAAGCUCGCUGAAAAUAACGUUGAGAGCCUAGUAGGUUCAUGA